AUGCUCAACAACGCCAUCAUUGCUUUGGCCGCCCUUGCGGCGUUCCGUCCCGUCGACGCCAUCUGGCCCGUUCCCCAGCAAAUCUCCACCGGCAAAGACGUUCUUUUGGUUGACAAGUCCAUUCAAGUCACAUGCAACGGCAAACCUGUCCCGUACGACGCGCUUGACAGCCGCAGCACCAGCGAGACCAGAGAGUCACAUUGUGCCUGCAGUCAAGUUGUUCAUGGUGCCGUGGCACGAAGCUUAACCGCCAUUUUUGACCAUGGUCUUGUGCCGUGGAUGCUGAACCCGCCCGGAGCCGACUUUGAGCCUGCCUUGGAUGAGGGCGUGGGCAAAGUAAAGUCUUUGACCAUUACGCAGACCGGAAAGGACAACUCGACCGUCCUCAAGCCCCUCGCUGGCCAUGUCGACGAGUCGUACUCCCUCCAUCUCGACGCAAAUGGCGAAGCGUCCAUCAAAGCCGCCACCUCUACAGGUCUUCUCCGCGGCCUUGAGUCCUUCACCCAGCUGUUUUUCAAGCACAGCUCCGGCAACGCCUCUUACACCAGACAAGCGCCCGUGUCCAUCCAGGAUGCUCCGCGGUUUCCUCACCGCGGCAUGGUCCUCGACAUCAGCCGCCACUGGUUCGCCGUCGACGACAUCAAGAGGACCAUUGACGGCCUGGCCAUGAACAAGAUGAACAUUCUGCACCUGCACAUCACCGACACGCAGUCCUGGCCCCUGGAGAUCCCAGCCCUCCCCAAGCUUGCCGAAAAGGGCCGCUACGCCCCGGGCCUCACCUACUCGCCGCAGGUCAUCAAAGACAUCCAAGAGUACGGCGUCGCCCGCGGCGUCCAGGUGAUUCUGGAGAUCGACAUGCCCGGCCACGUCGGCCUCGACAAGGCCUACCCGGGCCUGAGCGUCGCAUACAACCAGAAGCCGUUCGACAAGUACUGCGCCCAGCCACCAUGCGGCGCCUUCAAGCUGAACAACACCGACGUGGAAGACUUCAUCUCGACCCUCUUCGACGACCUGCUGCCGCGCCUGGGCCCACACUCGGCGUACUUUCACACCGGCGGCGACGAGUACAAGGCCGCCAACUCCCUGCUGGAUCCGGCCCUGAAGACGGACAACAUGACUGUGCUCAAGCCCCUGCUGCAGCGCUUCCUGGACCACGCCCACAACAGCAUCCGCGAGCACGGCCUCGUCCCCAUCGUCUGGGAGGAAAUGGUGGAAGAAUGGGCUGCGAAUGUUGGCAACGACACCGUCAUCCAGUCCUGGCUCGGGUCGACGUCGGUCACCAAGCUCGCCACGGCUGGCCACAAGGUCAUUGACUCUAGCUCUGAUUUCUACUACCUGGAUUGCGGCCGCGGCCAGUGGCUCGACUUCAAAGACGGGCCCAGCCUCCAGGCCGCAUACCCCUUCAACGACUGGUGCGCGCCGACCAAGAACUGGCGCCUCAUCUACGCCCAUGACCCGGUGGAAAACAUGACGGCCGCUGCCGCCGCCAACGUCAUUGGCGGCGAGGUUGCCGUGUGGACGGAGACGAUUGACCCCUCGAGCCUGGACACCGUCGUGUGGCCGCGGGCCGCUGCCGCCGGAGAAGCCUGGUGGUCGGGGCGCAGGGAUGGCGAGGGCAAUCUCCGGUCUGUGUAUACGGCUCGGCCGCGGCUGGGGGAGAUGAGAGAGCGCAUGUUGGUACGGGGUGUUCGGGGCGCCGUCAUCUCGCAGCUGUUUUGCGGGCAGUCGCCGCUUGAGGAUUGCACGGCAUAG
This is a messenger RNA of Metarhizium acridum CQMa 102, 1752 nucleotides long. The record is from RefSeq and is a predicted model, not a curated record. Lineage: Eukaryota; Fungi; Ascomycota; Sordariomycetes; Hypocreales; Clavicipitaceae.